UACUUCUGGGAAUGGCGUGGGGUGUCCCCCUCCCUCAGGAAGGGAGGGCAGUGCUGACCCAGGGCAGGCUGGAGCCCUGGCCUCCCCGGGGACCUUUCUGAGGUCCGACUCUGCGCCGGGCCAGAGGCCAGCUGCUUUCCUGCGUGUUAGCCCCCUAAGGAAGAGGCUCAGAGAAGGGGCUUGACUUGGCCAAGAUCACAAAGCCAGGAAGGGCUCUUGAAGACCUGGGCCUUGUCCUUGUGGAGGACAGACAUGGCAUGCGUGGGAGGGAAGCAAAACCACGUGAUCAGCGCUCCAAUCAAUAUGUUUUCCGGCACAGAGGCAACCCAGAUACAGGGGUCCAGGGAGGGCUCCAGAGAGGGGGUGAUACUGUGGCAGGGCUUUGAUGGAUGAGUAGGAGUUUGGUGAGGUCUGUGUGAGGGUCAAGGAGGAUAAUUCCAAUCAAGUCAUUCAGUCAGUCCUUUGUUCGUGCACUCACUCCUUCAUUCAUUCAUGCACACUUACUGAGUCCUGGGAUGCCCAGUAAAUAGGGCAGGGCCCCCAAGGGCAUUGUUGUCCUCAGGUGGCCCUCACCACCCCUCACCCCUGGGGGAUGUAACCCCAGGGCUCUGUGGCUCUCUGGCUUCCCCAGGGCAGUGCUGGGGGCGUGGACGUUGAGGCUCUAGUGUCAGGAAAGGAGAAAGGAACAAGAUGUGGCACCUGGCCCUUUGCAGGGAGAGCCAGGCCGUCCUUCACAGAGCCCUGGGUGACCUGGGCUUUCCUACCUCAUGGCCUUCGUUGGGUCUGUGCCUCUCCUUCACACGCACCUGGCCGCUGAAAGGCAGACAGACCCGUCACAGGCUUCAGGACAAGAGCUGCCUGGUUUGGAGGCAGAGCGCAGCAAGUGUCGAAACAGAGGCGCUCCCAAAACGCGUCCCUGGCUUUCGGAACAAGGCAUGGCUGGGCCAAGACGCGGAAGGAGAAACUGCUAGCAGCUUGGCUGAGACUCAGUUUCCUUCUCUGCAUCAGCACGCUCAGGGUUGAUGAGACACGGUGUGGACAAGAAGUGUGGGUCUAUUCUCAGCGGGAGCUGGUCGGGGUUCAGGGCUGCCUCCUGCCGUGAGACAGGAUCAGGUUACUCUUCCUUCUCACCUGGUCCCUCUGAUUUCCUUCCAGGUGUCUGUGGUGUUGCUGUGGGCUACCCCCUGGACACGGUGAAGGUCAAGAUCCAGACAGAGCCCAAGUACAGGGGCAUCUGGCACUGCGUCUGGGACACAUACCGCCAAGAGCGGGUGCGGGGCUUCUACCGAGGCCUCUCGCUGCCCGUGUGCACCGUGUCCCUGGUCUCGUCCGUGUCUUUCGGGACCUACCGCCACUGCCUGGCGCACAUCUGCCGAUUUCGAUACGGCAGCCCCGAUGCCAAGCCUGCCAAGCCCGACAUCACGCUGUCAGGAUUUGCUUCUGGCCUGGUCCGCGUGUUCCUGACCUCGCCCACUGAGGUGGCCAAGGUCCGCCUGCAGACGCAGACGCAGACGCAGACGCAGACGCAGACGCAGACGCAGACGCAGCAGCGGCGCCCCUCGGCCUCAUGGCCCUCGGCCGCGCCCCCCAUGUGUCCGGCGCCCCCUGCCCGCUCGGCGCCCAGGCCCAAGUACCGAGGGCCACUGCACUGUCUGGCCACGGUGGCCCGUGAGGAGGGGCUGCGGGGCCUCUACAAGGGCAGCUCGGCCCUGCUCUUCCGGGACGGCCACUCCUUCGCCACCUACUUCCUGUCCUACACCAUCCUCUGCGAGCAGCUCACCCCCGCUGGCCACAGCCGGCCAGAUGUCUUGGGUGUGCUGGUGGCUGGGGGCUGUGCCGGGGUCCUGGCCUGGGCCGUGGCCACCCCCAUGGACGUGAUCAAGUCACGCCUGCAGGCGGACGGGCAGGGCCAGCGACGCUACCGGGGCCUUCUGCACUGCGUGGUGACCAGCGUGCGGGAGGAGGGGCCGCGGGUCCUCUUCAAGGGGCUGACGCUCAACUGCUGCCGCGCCUUCCCUGUCAACAUGGUGGUCUUUGUUGCCUACGAAGCCGUGCUGGGGCUCAUCCGGGGCCUGUCCACGUAGCCAGUCCCAACGCCCCAGGGGCCGGCCCGCCGGCAGCUUCCCGAGGUCCUCGUGGCUGCAGGGGGCGCAGGAGAGCGUCGGGGUCUGGGCCCCACGGAGCCGCCGCCCAGGACCGCCUGAGCCUCCCCGAAGCCCGAGUCAGCCGUGCUCGGGGCUUUGCCUGCCCGGCUACGGACCACAAGGAGGUUGAGGGGCCCGUCUGCCAUCAGCCUGGGGGUGGCCUGAGGGUCACACGAGCCAGGGAGGAGUGGGCCUCUUGGACGAGGACAUCCGUCACACGGAGUCAUUUGAGCAGGUCGUUGGAGUUCCAGCUUCCCUGUCACCCCUCCCUGCCGCCCGCCCGCAUCUUCAGAGCACCCCUGUGCCUCCAUUCAGUCCCUCGGCCGCCCUCCCCGCCAGGUCCCCCCGCCCCCCGCUCAGCUCUCCUCGGCUGCUUAGUGAGCUCCUGGGCACCGGCCGGCUCGCUCCCCUGCACCAGGCUGCUCAGAGAGGGCACUGACCCGAUGGCCACGGCCAGCGUGCUGCCAGACCUGCUCACGCCCUUGCCCUGCUGGGAGAUCCCCGAGACUCAGCGGGGAGCUGUUGACAAUAAAACGUCUUUGAGCAUG
Messenger RNA from Callorhinus ursinus (northern fur seal), 2692 nucleotides. It is a transcript of the gene SLC25A47, whose product is annotated as solute carrier family 25 member 47. NCBI's taxonomy places the organism in Eukaryota, Metazoa, Chordata, Mammalia, Carnivora, Otariidae. The record is from RefSeq and is a predicted model, not a curated record. Gene Ontology annotation, molecular function: transmembrane transporter activity. Gene Ontology annotation, biological process: transmembrane transport. Gene Ontology annotation, cellular component: mitochondrion.